Messenger RNA from Vidua macroura (Pin-tailed whydah), 2759 nucleotides. RefSeq names its product serine/threonine kinase 35 (gene STK35). The transcript is spliced from 7 exons. Lineage: Eukaryota; Metazoa; Chordata; Aves; Passeriformes; Viduidae. Gene Ontology annotation, cellular component: cytoplasm; autophagosome. Gene Ontology annotation, biological process: peptidyl-serine phosphorylation; autophagy; positive regulation of autophagy. The coding region runs from base 1 to 2586 and encodes 861 amino acids. The record is from RefSeq and is a predicted model, not a curated record. Gene Ontology annotation, molecular function: protein serine/threonine kinase activity; ATP binding.
AUGCCGGGGUGGGGUAAAUCGCCCCUGCGGCUGGUACAAGCUCUGCCAGCCGCCGGGGCUGUCCCCAAGCAGAGGGACCGCGACCCAGAGCUGCCCGCGGGAUCUUCCCCAGGAAGGCGGUCGCUACGCUGUGGGUCCUCCAGCAUGGCAGGAGAGGGAGGUGUUCAGACGCAUUUUGCGGGACAUGGGAAGAAACGCCGGGUGGGCGAUGCCCGGGGUUCUGCUCCAAACCGCCCGCGGGAGCUCCGAUCGAGCGUGACCGCACCGGAGCGAGCCUCCGGCAAAGGGAGCACCGGAGCGGGGGGCGGUCAGCGCUGCCCAGGCGGGCACACGGUGACCUCCCUGCGUGGGCAGGAGGCACAAGUGCCACUCGACGGCGACGUUGUCUUUGACCGGCCGCAGUGCCCGCUGCCAGCGGCACCGCGCGGGGGGCAGGAAAACACGGGAGAGGCGGCUAGAAAAGUCAAUUUUGCGGGGUCGGAUCGCCAUUCCCUCCCCAAAUCCACGAGGAGCGAGACGGCGGCGUGCAAAGCCCCGAGCCCGGGGGUCUGCCAGCAGCGCCAGGAACAGGAUGAGACCUCCGGGCAGCGCGGAGUGGACGGAUACGCGUGUGCCCACGGCCCGGGGAGUGAAAAGCAAUUUCGGGACGUGGGGUCGAACCGUCGGGGUGAGCGUGGCGCCCGGGAGGGGCCCCCGAAUGCUGCUGGGGCUGUGAAACGGCCCCGAGCCUCACGCCCGCCCUUCCCGGUGCGGCUGCACAGCGCCAGCUCGCCGAACAUCCAGCACGGCGCGGCUACCGCCGGCGCGGCGCGUCCCGGGGAUUUACCGGGUGCCGAGGAUUUAUUGAGUCCCGGGGCACCACCCCCUCCCCGGGGAAUCACCUCCCCGACGGCAUCACCACCCCGCCGGGUCAUCACCUACAGCGUGUGCACCGCCCCCCUCCCCGCUGCACCGUGUCCGGAGCAUCACUCCCCUGGCGGCAUCACACACAGCCCUCCCGGUGCUCCCGGACCCCCUGUGCCGCACGGCUACCGCCGCUGCACCGCUCCCCCCAACCCACCCCGGGGCAUCCCGCCCUCCCGGUGCACCGCCCGUCCCGGGGCGGUGGGAGGGGGCUGGCGGGGGCGGGUCACCCCCCCGCCGUUACAUAAGGGGUUACGUCAGGGCGCGCGGCCACGCUCUUAUCCCACCGCCGCCGCCGCCGCCGCUCCCCCACCCCGCCCAUUCACACGCCGCCGCGCAGCGCCCGGCCCGGAGCCGCCGCCGCCGCUCCCCAGAGGCCGAGCCCCGUCGCGGCGGCCGCCGCCCCCCCCCGGCGCCGCGGUGGUUCGCCCCGCGCGGCCGCGAUUGGCCGAGCGCUUAAAGGGGCCGGCAGCGCGCGCUUUUCCGCCCCGCGGCGCGGCCGCGGCAUCGGCGCGUGCCCCCUCGCCCGCGCGGCGCUGCCCGGCACGCGGGGCGGGGGGGGCCAUGGACGGCGGCCGCCGCGGGACACAAAGGACGGCGCGGCGGCGGCGGGCGACGCGGCGCGGGGCCAUGGCGGCGGCGGCGGCGGUGGCGGGGCCGGGCAUCGGCGGCGGCCCGCGGUACAGCCUGCUGGCCGAGAUCGGCCGCGGCGCCUACGGCGUGGUGUACGAGGCGGUGUCGGGCCGCAGCGGCGCCCGGCUGGCGGUGAAGCGGAUCCGCUGCGACGCUCCCGAGAACGUGGAGCUGGCGCUGGCCGAGUUCUGGGCCCUGACGAGCCUCCGGCGGCAGCACCCCAACGUGGUGCGGUUCGAGGAGUGCGUCCUGCAGCGGCACGGCCUGGGGCAGCGCAUGAGCCACGGCAACAAGCGCAGCCAGCUCUACCUGCGCCUCGUCGAGACCUCCCUCAAAGGUGAGAGGAUCCUGGGCUAUGCAGAGGAGCCUUGCUACCUGUGGUUCGUCAUGGAGUUCUGUGAAGGGGGAGACCUCAACCAGUACGUGCUGUCCCGAAGGCCCGACCCUGCCACCAACAAGAGCUUCAUGCUGCAGCUGACCAGUGCCAUUGCCUUCCUGCACAAGAACCACAUUGUCCACCGGGACCUGAAGCCAGACAACAUCCUGAUAACUGAGAAAUCUGGCACUCCUGUGCUCAAGGUGGCCGACUUUGGGCUGAGCAAAGUGUGUGCUGGCCUGACCGCUCGGGGCAAGGAGGGUGGGCAUGAGAACAAAAAUGUGAAUGUGAACAAGUACUGGCUGUCCUCAGCCUGUGGCUCUGAUUUCUACAUGGCACCCGAGGUGUGGGAGGGACACUACACUGCCAAGGCUGACAUCUUCGCCCUCGGCAUCAUCAUCUGGGCCAUGAUUGAGAGGAUCACUUUCAUUGACGCCGAGACCAAGAAGGAGCUGCUGGGGACUUACAUCAAGCAGGGGUCUGAGAUUGUGCCCGUCGGGGAAGCGCUGCUAGAAAACCCAAAGAUGGAGCUGCACAUCCCUCAGAAACGCAGGACUUCCAUGUCUGAGGGGAUCAAGCAGCUCUUGAAAGACAUGUUGGCUGCUAACCCACAGGAUCGACCUGAUGCCUUUGAGCUUGAAACCAGAAUGGACCAGGUUACAUGUGCUGCUUAAAUUCAGGGCAGGGCACCGCUGUGCUUUGCAGCUGGAUUUAUUUACCAGGGACCCAUAAUCUCCAUUAUUUACGUGCAACAAGGAAAUCAAAGAUAAGGGAAGAUGAUGAUACAGAAGAUCCCUGGUCUACAGGAUCUCUGGCAAUGUGAAAUGUUUGGGUGUUACUUUUUUGU